Rotaria sp. Silwood1 is the source of this 2655-nucleotide messenger RNA. NCBI's taxonomy places the organism in Eukaryota, Metazoa, Rotifera, Eurotatoria, Philodinida, Philodinidae. The record is from the annotation of a GenBank genome assembly.
AUGCUCGUUGCAGGCAACGGAACUGCCGGUUCUGGUAAUCAAUCACUCAAUGGACCGUUCAGAAUGGACUUUGACGCCAGUGGUGAAUAUCUUUACAUUGCCGACUAUAACAAUCAUCGCAUUCAAAAGUGGCAAUUGCCCAUCAACAAUAGUGUAGUAGCGACAGCAGGAGUGACUGUUGCCGGUGGAAAUGGAGCAGGUAACGCAUCAAGUCAAUUGAAAUAUCCCAGAUCAAUUUAUGUAUCGAGGAAAACAGGUAGUAUCUAUGUUGCCGAUACGAAUAACCAUCGUAUUCAACGUUGGUCGGUCGGUGCUACACAAGGUGUUACAAUAGCAGGUGAUCCAUAUUGUGUGUCGGAAGCUGAAGAAUUAUCAAAAAAAUUUAUAGAACAAAAUAUUGAAUUACAACAUGAAAUUGAAACAUUUCGUUCUAAACUUGAUUAUAUUGUAACAUAUAUUAAUCAAAAAUUGGAUCAACAAAAAACAACAACAACAACAACAUUAUCAUCUUUAUCUAUACAUCAAUUAGUAUUUGAAACUAUGCAACAAACAGAAAUGAAAUUACUUGAAUUUAAAUUAAAAUUUAUUUCACAACAAGAAGAAAAUGAUCUUUUAAAAUAUUUAAUGGAAAAAUCACAAAAUAUAUCAGAUAUUGAACAAACAAAAUUAUUUUCUAUUAUUCAACAACGUUCACUUGAACGUGAAAUUGAUCUUGUUCGUCAAGAACUUGAAAUUACAGAGAAAAAAACUAUUCAAUUUGAACAAACAAUUGAGCCAAAUUUAAAUGUUGAUUUGGAAAAAGAACGACGACGUGCAGAUGAAUUUGAAAAUGAUUAUAAAUCUUUAAAAAUAAAAUUUGAUGAUGUAUGUGAACGUAUUCGUAUAGCUACACAUCAAUUAGAACAUGUACAAAUUGUACUUGAAGAAACAUCACGUCGUUGUGAACAAUUAGAAAAAGAAAAGUCUGAAAUUAAUGCUCAAUUUGAAUAUCUUUCACAAAAUGUUCUUAAUGUAACAUCAAAAUAUAAAGAUAAAUUAAAUAUAAUUAAAGUUCGUUUAGAACAAGCAGAACAUGAAAGACAUGAAGUACAACUUCGUAAUGAAAAAUUUCAAAAUGAUAGACAACCGUUUGAUGUAAAAAAUGAUGGAAUUCGAGAAAGUGUUAUAGUAACAAAAAUAUUUGAUGUUAAAAUUAUUCCAUCAGAUCAUUCAUUAUCGGAUGAAUAUGAAAAUCGAUAUUUAUAUGAAUUACAACAAGAACGAAAGGAAUUAAUGAGAAAGAUGCAAAAUGAAAAUGAACAAAUGCAACAAAAAUUAUCUGAAUCAAUGCGUCGUUCAACAAUUGAUUCAUUAGUACAAGAAAAUCCAACUAAUUAUACAUAUUCAAAUUCUCAAAUACAAACAAAUGUUUUAAGAUGUGCACACUGUUUUGCACCUAAAUCAAAUGAUUUAUAUACACGAUUUUGUACGGAAUGUGGUCUAUCUUGGCAAAAACUAACUCAUAAUCCACCGGAUAAUUAUUCAACAAGAAUUCUAUGUCCUCAUUGUAAAUCAACAAAUCCAAUACAUUUACGAACAUGUUAUAUUUGUGAAAAUGUAUUAAUACCAACAUCGACAUCACCAGAAAAACGAACUUCAAUUUCAAUUCCAACAAUAUCAAAACAAACUAAUACAAUGAUGAUAACAUGUUCAAAAUGUUUUCGUUUAAAUAAUCCUAAUGCUCGUUUUUGUGAUUGGUGUAGUGCAUAUCCUGAUCAUGCAUCUACAUCAAUACAAUGUACAAAAUGUCAUACUAAUAAUGAUUCAUUUGCAAAAUUUUGUUCAACAUGUGGAUGUGUUAUUAAACCACCAUUACGUAUUAUUGAUACACGUCUUAAAAACGAUUUGAAUAUUUCAUCUUCAUCGAUGAUUGCUAGUACAUUAACACAUAAUUCAGUUAAUCCUGUAUGGCUUAAUGCAAAUACAACAUUGACUAAUUAUCAUCAAUCAUAUUCAACAAUUAGAAAAGAAGUUGCAACACAAAUAUAUGGAAUUUAUUAUCCAAGUGCAAAAGAUAUUGAUUUAAUUAUAACACAAAAUAAAAGAUUAUUAAAUGAAAAAGAAUUAAAAGAAUAUCGUCCAAUAUUAACAUCUAUAAGUCCAGUAAAAGGAUAUUGGCGACAACAAUUAGAUCAUAUUUGUGAACCACGUAUGGGUAAUAUGAUUCAUGCAACUGUACAUGAAAAUGAAUAUCAAGUAACUAUACAAACAGUAUUUCGUAAACCAGAAAAUCUUUCACAAUCACCAUUUUUUAUUAAUGAAACAAAUGAAUAUUAUCCAAUAAAUAGUGAACGAAAUUCACCAUAUUCAAAUACAAUUUAUUUUGAUAGUAGGGAAAAACGAGGUAAUACAGCAUUACAUGAAUGUUGUUUAUUAGGAUUUGAUGGUGCUGAACCAUUAAGAAUUCUUCUCAAACAUGGAGGUGAUGCAUCUUGGUUAAAUGAUAAAAAUGAAAGUUUUAUUGAUAUAGCAGCAAAACAAAAUUGUCCAGAAUUAUUACAAGCUUUUUCUAAAUAUCAAAGUGAAAAAAUGCUUAAACAACAUAUGACAAAUUCUUAUGGUGAUCAUACAAGAAUAAAAACUAUUCAUGAUCAUCAUUCAUCAGAGAAAUUAUAA